AUGUCUGUGAAAAGUGCAAAGGGAGCAGCAGAAAGCAGACCAUCAUCCGCUGCCAGCAUGUCUCCUCGCGGGGGGAGGCCUGCCUCCGCCGCUGCCACCGGAAGAUCGCCUGCUGCGGGGAGAUUCAAAAACAAGGCCCUUCAGCUCAGCCUCUCCAAGAAAUUCUGCUCAAAGUCCCCCACAGCCCAGCAGAAGGGCGCCGCAGAGGAGGGGCGUAACCGGCGCAGCAAGAGGAGCCUCAGCAACAGCUCAGCCGUGGCUGCCGCCUACAUCUCCUUCCUCAAUAAACUUUUUGGACAGGAGAGAGAGCUGAUGCCAGAGGAGCUCGACGAGCUGCAAGAGGCCUUCAAGGAAUUCGACUACGACGCGGACGGCUUCAUCCACUACAAAGACAUAGCAGACUGCAUGAGGACCAUGGGCUACAUGCCGACCGAGAUGGAGCUCAUCGAGAUCAUUCAGCAGAUCAAGAUGAAAUGGGGUGGUCACGUAGACUUUGAUGAUUUCUGCGAGCUAAUGGGGCCGAGGAUGCUGGCUGAGACGGCUCACAUGGUCGGGCUGAAGGAGCUGCGCUGCGCCUUCAAACAGUUCGACUGUGACGGCGAUGGGAAGAUCACGUUUGAUGAGCUGAAAGAGGGCAUGAAGACGCUCCUCGGGGAGAAGCUGAAGAAAGGCGAGCUGGAGGAGAUCCUCAGCGACAUUGACCUCAACAAAGACGGCAACAUCGACUUUGAUGAGUUUGUUAUGAUGCUUUCUGCACGAUGACCUCUGAUGGAACAAGAUGAAGCAUCCAGCACUGGAUUCAUGAGCUACAAACCAGAAACUCUUGAUCCACGUGUCCUUACGUCCAUUGUGA
Messenger RNA from Salarias fasciatus (jewelled blenny), 853 nucleotides. RefSeq names its product calcium binding protein 4 (gene cabp4). The record is from RefSeq and is a predicted model, not a curated record. Gene Ontology annotation, molecular function: calcium ion binding; calcium channel regulator activity. NCBI's taxonomy places the organism in Eukaryota, Metazoa, Chordata, Actinopteri, Blenniiformes, Blenniidae. Bases 1 to 762 code for a protein of 253 amino acids. The transcript has 8 exons. Gene Ontology annotation, cellular component: cytoplasm.